Molecule: messenger RNA, 2685 nt
Organism: Pochonia chlamydosporia 170
Lineage: Eukaryota; Fungi; Ascomycota; Sordariomycetes; Hypocreales; Clavicipitaceae
Exons: 3
Coding region: 1-2685 (894 amino acids)
Source: RefSeq, a predicted model, not a curated record
AUGUCUAGAAGCAGUGGAAACUCAACCCAAAUGCAUGUUGAUAAUCCACAAUCCGCUGAGCUUGACUUCCAUGGAGCGAAGACGAACUAUUGUGGCGAAUCUCUCGGACUUCUGACACCCUGGGCAGAGAGCAAACCUAUUAAAUGCUUAAAUGAAGGCGUAAAACAACCUCCGUGGCGCAAAGUGGUACCUACUGUAAAGUAUCCCACUUCUGGAAAUGACACCAGCAACUUUGCGAGCUCAUCCAACAGUCCCGAGACAAGUUGCAGAGCACCGGUGUCAACACAGGGAGAGACGAGUACCAGCACCAAUCCGAGUAUCGAUACGACUUUCACCGGGUCUGUAACAACGCCAAGCACACCAUUGACUGUUUCAGACGUUGCCGACUCACAAAAGGAGAAGUCAACCGCCACCACGACAUCGCAGUCCUGUUCCGAUCCCACUUCGACUAUACUUGGAAGCCCGGAAACAGACAAAAAUCUCGUGAAUAACAGCAUUCCGCUUCCUGGCAGCCGGGACAAGAAAAUAUGGUACUUUUUGCCUGUAUGCUCUCCACACGUACCACUGGAAGACUACAACUCAAGAUUCACAUAUGUCGUCCACGAGUUAAAGAGAGCUGUUGAUGCACACAGUAUUCUAAGGGAUCGUACAAGGUUCAUCGACUAUGACCUUAGAAUGGUAGGAGAUUCACCACAGUCAGCGACACCCUCCAUUCUCGUCAAAUGCAAUACGAAAGAUGUAACUUCUCUCCGAUCUCUAUUCAAACACACCGCGUGCCUCCGACUGUGCUAUCCCGCAGAGCCAUCGAUACGGUCUAGGCUGUUUCAUGACCCUGCGCGAUCCUCAAAGCCCAUGUUCAAGCUCUAUUAUUUCCCCUCUGAUUCGAAUCCAACCGUGUACAUGGCUGGAGAAGAAGCCAAUAUUAUAAAAGUUCCUUCGACUUCAACCAUGUGUGGUGCUUUGGUUCAGCAUCAAAGUCUCUUUGCAACAAUUGGAUUGACUCUUGACAUUGAUGGGAUGGACCGGCUUCUCACUGUCAAUCAUCUUUUCCGACAUGAUAUACUCGAGGAGCAGGCCAAAUCGAAGAUAGAUGAUUUACCACUGCCGUUCCCGUCACUGGGCGGGGACGAAGACAGUACCUUAAGCGAUCAAGAUGAGGCUAACCCAUGGUUCAACGACAGUGAUGAUGACGAUGAAAAACAAACAGGCGAGGACCGUGUGGAGCUCAAGUUCCAGCAGGCUAUCCAGCAGGCUAUUGCCAAUGCAGUGUGGGAGGAUGCUAUCUGGGGACAGCAGUUCUCUUCCUCAGAACCCAAUGAGCAAGCCGCAAAGUCUGCCACAACGGAUUAUUCGAGCCCAUACUUAGAUUGGGCAUGCUUAAGAACCAAGGAUGAGGACUCGAUCGGCUCAAUGAGGUGCAACUACCUCAUCCUAGACAAAAAUUCACGCACACUUCUUCAAACAGUCUCGCGCUCCCCUCGCGUUUACGCAACGCCAGUCUACUUGAUAUCUGCAAUCAGAGGUGUGAGAUGCGGUACGUUAAUCGCGGCACGGGGCUACCUUGGAUCGUUUCCUGGACAAGCCCUUUGCCAAGUAUGGACCGUCGUCAUGGAUGGAGGCAUUGGAAUUGUACCAGGCGAGUGCGGUUCAGUCGUUGUGGAUCAAGAAACAUUUGGUGUCUACGGCCACGUCGUCGGCUCUGACUUGUUAGGGCAUGCUCGUGUUGUCCCGUUGUCAAGCGUUAUCGAUCAGAUAAAAGCUGAAUUCAACGCAAGGAGUAUUCAGCUGCCAACUACCGCGCAAUACGAAUACACAACUCACCCAUGUGAGACCCAAUGGCUGAGUCAAUAUCCCAUGUCCCAACCCGAGCAUUCUACUUACGACUCUCGUUUCUGGAUGCGCCCCUCUGAUCUUGGCUUUAUACGACCAUGGCGGGAUAAUGGCGACACUCUAGGAUUGCAGAGUGACACCAUGUGGCACAGGUUUCCGGCCAUAGUAUCUCACUCACAGUACACCCGCCUAACCAACUCUAGCUCAUCAAAUUGCGAUAGUGAAGUUUGUAUGUCAUCAGAAGACGCGGCUGGCAGACCGGAAAGCGUUUCUGAUUACAGUAUCGCCGACCAACACGUACUCUCUACAGACGUGACGAAUUGGAGUAGCAGCAGCGGCAAACCUCUUGCUGCAAGUAAAUACCGGGGGAGAUGGGCUUGCCCCUUUGCCAAGAAAUCCGGGCUAUCUUCUCACCCGUGCUACAAAAGGGCAUUCAAUGAUAUCUCAAGAGUCAAGCAACAUUUGCAGAGAGAACAUUACCACAUCGAUGGAAAUGGUAUCAGUUCAGAACAUCUGACAGCUGAGCAAUUUGAGAAAAUGCGACGCCGUAUGCCGGCUAAUGACAUACAGAGUUGGACCAAGCUAUUUCACAUACUUUUCCCUGAAGAUAAAUUACCAGAUGACCCAUUUGUUCCCUCGUGUCCCGGCACCAGUCAUGGCCAGGGACCAAACGACGCUUACAACAUCCAGUCUGAGUAUGAGCCACAGCACUGGAACAAACUCACGGGUGGGAGCAGUGUGCCCACACUCACUAAUACAUAUGCAUCUGCGGCGGAACUCGAAAAUUGCGAGUCUGAAGCUUUCAUAAGCCUUGCGGGCUCCCGCUUCAACAGAGACGAUGAGACGGGGAAGUAG